ACGACGGCGAGGGGUUUUGGUAGCGUUGCCGUGUGGCGCUGUGUGAUCCGCGCGCUGCGUGUAUGGAGGAAGCAGCUGCUGAUCUGAUCUCUGACAUUGUGUGAGACAGACAUCUGAAUAAAACUGCGCAUGUCUUUUACAAACACACCGAACCGGGACACGACUUGAAUGAUUACCACUUGGAUUUAAUGGGUCCAAUCAUUGGGAUGUCACCAGAUAAGAAAACGGAAAUUCCGGGUAUGCAAGAUGAGCGGACAGGACUUCGAGGUGUUUGUGGCAUGGGAACCCUGCCCGAGGCAGAGUGUGCAUCCAGCCCGCUCGCGACGAAUGUGGAUCGUACCGGAGGCACAGAGGACGAGGAGCUCACCAACCUCAACUGGCUCCACGAGAACCUACUUCAGAACUUCACUCUCGGAGGGCCCGAAGCUCAGCCGAGCGGCAGCUCCCUCUUUGACAUAGAAGGAGAUUACGGGUCAAACCAGGGCCCGUCAUCCUCCCCUUCAUCAUCUUUGUCUCACAAUAGAGGCAGGGAGCGGGACUCGUUGAAGUCUAAGCCUCCUUUCUCAUUUUCCCUCCUCAUCUACAUGGCCAUUGAGCAGUCUCCCAGCAAGUCCUUGCCCGUCAAAGAAAUCUACGGCUGGAUACUCGAGCACUUCCCCUACUUCUCCAACGCUCCCACCGGCUGGAAGAACUCGGUUCGUCACAACUUGUCUCUAAACAAAUGCUUCCGCAAGGUCGACAGGAGCUUGGGAAAGGUCAAUGGGAAAGGUUCCCUCUGGUGUGUUGACCCCGAGUAUCGCCCCAACCUCAUCCAAGCCCUGAAGAAGCAGCACUUCCCAGCCGCACAUGCCUUCUGCACGCCCCCGGCCUCCCCACCCAGUGCCUCCUCACCUCCUCGUCAUCUCUUUCUUCAAGGCUGCUCAUUCAAAGAGUCUGAUAUUGAUGCUGCCACUGCCAUGAUGCUCUUAAACUCUGCCCCCGGGCACCACGUUGACCCAUGUAAUGCUGACGUUCCGUUGGACCUCUCCCGACCCGAUGCUGUCCUGGUCAGUAGCGAUCCAAAGCAGGACCACAACUACAGCAGUGUGGCGUUGCAGCGCUGCUCCUCCCGCUCCUCCUCUUCCUCCCUUUCCUCCCUGGACGAAGGCGGCUGCGACCGCGGACAGUCUCGCCGCGCUGGCAGCGAGGGUUUCCACAGCGACGAGGACUCCGACCUCUGGGACGAGAGGGGCGUCCAGCAAACUUCUCGACGGUCGUCCGCCAUCAAGUGGCCUAUUAGCAAGAGGGCCCGGCGCGAGGUCAAGCCGGAGCUGGACGAGGAACUGAAGGAAGCUGCCGGCUCCUUGCUACAUCUCGCCGGUAUACGGAGCUGCACAGAAGGGUCCAAACGCACUGUCAAGAGCACAAAACUUAACAGGAAAUGAAGGUCCUUUGGCCCCCAAAAGACUCCGGACCCUGUGAAACCUAUCCUCUGACCCCCGAGCGUGUGUCCCAGUGUGCCUCAUUCUCCUUACCUGAUCGUUCUUUGGCCAUUUUGAGCCUUUUUUUUUUUUUUUUGGUUAGGAGUAUCUCUGUCCUUCAAACAAAU
Nematolebias whitei (Rio pearlfish) is the source of this 1588-nucleotide messenger RNA. RefSeq names its product forkhead box N2a (gene foxn2a). The record is from RefSeq and is a predicted model, not a curated record. Lineage: Eukaryota; Metazoa; Chordata; Actinopteri; Cyprinodontiformes; Rivulidae. Gene Ontology annotation, biological process: regulation of DNA-templated transcription. Gene Ontology annotation, cellular component: nucleus. Gene Ontology annotation, molecular function: DNA-binding transcription factor activity; cis-regulatory region sequence-specific DNA binding. The transcript is spliced from 6 exons. Bases 189 to 1424 code for a protein of 411 amino acids.